CAUGUUCACACGGCUUCUUUUCUGCUAUUCACAGAUGACUUCCCCAGUAAAGGUCUACUACAGCCAGACAACGCAGACAGACAACCGGCCUCUGAUUGGAUCAAACCUACGGCGGAGACGUGUAAUGACAAAGGAUGGACGGAGCAAUGUGCGCAUGGACCACAUCACCGAUAAGAGCUUUCUCUACCUGAAGGACUUGUGGACCACCUUCAUUGACAUGCAAUGGCGUUACAAACUGCUCCUAUUCUCUGCCACCUUUGCAGGAACUUGGUUUGUCUUUGGUGUGAUUUGGUACUUGGUUGCCUUAGUACAUGGCGACCUCCUGGAGUUCAACGCUCCCGCUAACCACACGCCUUGCGUCAUGCAGGUCCACACGUUAACCGGAGCAUUCCUUUUUUCUAUGGAAUCACAGACCACCAUCGGUUAUGGCUUCCGUUACAUCAGCGAGGAGUGCCCACUAGCCAUUGUGCUGCUGAUCAGCCAGCUCGUUCUAACCACAAUCCUGGAAAUCUUCAUCACUGGAACCUUCCUGGCAAAAAUCGCUCGGCCUAAAAAAAGGGCGGAGACCAUCAAGUUCAGCCAGAAUGCUGUGGUGGCACAACACGAAGGCAAGCUACAUCUAAUGAUUCGUGUGGCCAACAUGCGCAAGAGUCUGCUGAUCGGAUGCCAAGUGACUGGCAAGCUUCUGCAGACACAGGCCACCAAAGAAGGUGAGAAUGUCCAUCUGAACCAGUUCAAUGUGGACUUCCAGGUGGACACUUCGUCCGACAGUCCCUUCCUAAUCCUGCCUCUCACUUUCUAUCAUGUAGUCGAUGAGGCUAGUCCGCUGAGGGAGACAGCCAUGCGUUCCGGCGAAGGGGACUUUGAACUGGUGGUCAUCCUUAGUGGAACAGUGGAACCUACAAGUGCUACUUGCCAGGUCCGCACAUCCUACCUUCCAGAAGAGAUACUUUGGGGCUAUGAGUUCAGUCCUAUCAUUUCCUUAUCCUCCAAUGGAAAGUACGUGGCUGACUUUAGCUUAUUUGAUCAGGUUCUCAAAGUGUCGCCGCCGUGCUGUUUCCAUGAGACUGUCCGGUUUGGAGACCCGGAAAAGCUGAAACUAGAAGAGUCCCUCCGGGAUAAGCCUGAGAAAGAUGGGAGUCCGCUGAGUGUGAGGAUCAGCAAUGUUUGAUAUCUAGACAUAAGAAAUAUGGUUACUUUCUACAGUAGGAACCUGUUCAGCCUUGUCAGGCCUUAUAUAAUAACUUCUAGGACUUUAUAGAGAACCCACCAGGUGAAUGUUUCUGCAGAUACGAGGCAUUAUUCUAUUGUACUGUAGGAUUGGAUCCUAUACAGAGAAGCUGGACUGUGUACGUCAUUAUGUGUAAGCAGCUGAAAUGUAAUGUGUGAUGGAGCGGUCAGAUGUGGGCUCAGUUACGUGAUGGGGGGUUUGAAGUGUUUCAGUCUGGUCAAUGCAGCAUUCCCUCAUACAAGGGGAAUACAACAAUCCUGGAGGAUGUUCCUAUGGAUCCGAGCCAUCGCUGCCACUGACCAUGGUGCCCGGCCCGGGAUGGUGCUGUCUCCACGUCCUAUCUUCAUCCAGCGUGGAGAUUACCCAGGUACCAUAAGGAAUAAGCUGGAUCCUGCAGCAGGCUCCAUACAGAAGGAAGGACAUUAAUCACUUGGGGGGGGAGCUGCUAUAUGGAGGAGGUGGCAGAGAAUCAGUGUCUUUACUAACCCUGCACCUUAUGUAUGAAUGUAUGUGUUCCAUUGUAUCGUCCACCAGAUACAACCCAAUUAAAGGGACUUUACACCCUGCUAGAAAUUAAAACAAUUAAUGCACAAA
Molecule: messenger RNA, 1825 nt
Organism: Pseudophryne corroboree (corroboree frog)
Lineage: Eukaryota; Metazoa; Chordata; Amphibia; Anura; Myobatrachidae
Gene: KCNJ10
Product: potassium inwardly rectifying channel subfamily J member 10
Exons: 1
Coding region: 2-1171 (389 amino acids)
Biological process (GO): potassium ion import across plasma membrane; regulation of monoatomic ion transmembrane transport
Cellular component (GO): plasma membrane
Molecular function (GO): inward rectifier potassium channel activity
Source: RefSeq, a predicted model, not a curated record